CACUCGAAAAGAGGGUUUCUCAAGAAACCCUGCUCAUUCACGCUUCACAAAAGAGGGAGGGAGACUAUUUAGUAACUUCUUUUUCCUUUUUAAGAAGAUGGCUUCGUUUGGCUCUGACCACCACCGUUGGGUGUUUGCCUUCGGGGUCUUAGGCAACUUGGUUUCCAUCAUCGCAUACCUUGGCCCGUUGCCGACGUUCUAUCGGAUCUACAGAGAAAAAUCAACGAUGGGAUAUGAGUCGCUACCGUAUGUGGUAGCACUUUCCUCCGCCAUGCUCUGGAUGUACUACGCACUCCUUAAACCUGCAACUCUUCUCAUCACCAUCAACUCAGUGGGAUGCAUUAUCGAGACCCUUUACAUCUUGUUUUAUAUUCUUUACGCCUCAAAACAGGCCAGGAAACAUACGAUCAAGCUAGUAGGUAUGCUGAACGUGGGGUUAAUCUGCGCAAUUUUUGUGGUCACAAACUUUGCGCUGAAGGAAGUAUCAGUUCGUAUCAUGGUUGUUGGAUGGAUUUGUGUUGCUUUCUCUGUGUCUGUUUUUGCAGCACCUCUCAGCAUUGUGUCUCAAGUAGUCCGAACUCGCAAUGCUGAAUUUAUGCCGGUCGCCUUGUCUGCAACCCUUACAUUGAGUGCAGUCAUGUGGUUUUUCUAUGGAUUCCUCAAAGCGGAUGUGUGUGUUACGGUUCCAAAUAUUAUGGGGUUCUUUCUAGGAGUCCUUCAAAUGAUGUUGUACGUCAUCUAUCGAAAGCCCAAGCCCCUUGUGGCUGAGAAAAAAGUACCAGAGCACGUAAUCAACAUAGUAAUGUUGUGCAACUCUGACGUGCAUCCACUUGAUUCUCAAACAAGUAGCAAUUGCGACGUCAACUCUACUGCUGAUGCUGAUGCUGAUGAAAAUGAAGAUGAAAAGAAGGAUGAAGAAACUGUUUCGGCAGUGGCAGAUGAACCCUGCAGCAGCCAAGCCCAAGUGCACCUCGAUUCUCCUGCAUUGGUUGUUUGUUCUGCAGCUUAGAUAUGAUAUGAUGGAUGAUUCAUUCAGCUGUCCAUUUUGUAUCCCUCCCGCUUUUAUUUCUCUUCCUUUCCCGUCCC
Coffea eugenioides is the source of this 1086-nucleotide messenger RNA. RefSeq names its product bidirectional sugar transporter N3-like. NCBI's taxonomy places the organism in Eukaryota, Viridiplantae, Streptophyta, Magnoliopsida, Gentianales, Rubiaceae. Gene Ontology annotation, biological process: carbohydrate transport. The coding region runs from base 98 to 1009 and encodes 303 amino acids. The record is from RefSeq and is a predicted model, not a curated record. Gene Ontology annotation, molecular function: sugar transmembrane transporter activity. The transcript is spliced from 6 exons. Gene Ontology annotation, cellular component: membrane.